AUGGCUACGAAAAUCGUCAAUUUGGCUACCACGGGUUCUACUACUUCAAAAAGCUCGGAUUGGGCAGCCCACGUCGAUGCACAUGCUCAAGCCGCCAACCAAACCAUCGCCGGACCUCUAGCAACAUUCUAUACCGAUGCAGGCGGUCACUCCCCAGAAUCCGAAAAGGCCAAUGAACAACUCAAAAACAUCAGCCUCUUCGCCGCCUUCUCCGGCUUGCAAAACUACAAACACAUCUCCGACUUAAUCGAAGGACUUAGAUGGCACACCGGCGGCGUAGCUGUGGUCCAAGAAGAUUGGACAAAGACCUUCAGCUACAGUGACACCUUCAAAGAAGGACUCCAGAAAAUCAUUACGGAUACUACGCAGAGCGCCAUCGCCGUGAUUGACAAGCUGCCAGAGAAGUGGAAGCAUGCUGCUGCUGAGCUUUAUAAGGCGUCCUUGGACAUCCUUGCCGACUUCCUUCAUAAGACUUAUGCCCCGCUUAAGAAUAUCCGACGUGCGCAGGCGGAUAUCAAAGCUGGGAAGUGGGGAAUUAUUGAGAAGGGGAAGGAUGCCAUAGAUGUUUUGUACAAGGAGGCUGUGGAGAAGCUUGAGGAUUUGCAUUCUCAUGAAUAG
Molecule: messenger RNA, 618 nt
Organism: Hymenoscyphus albidus
Lineage: Eukaryota; Fungi; Ascomycota; Leotiomycetes; Helotiales; Helotiaceae
Source: the annotation of a GenBank genome assembly